ACGGAGAAGGAGGGAGUCCAGGGCUUUCCCGAUCACCAGUCUCACCUCCACUCCAACUCUCUACUUUUCUUGAAAAAAUAAUCACAGGAAUAAGGAGGUGUUGGGCUUUCCAAAAAAACAAAAAUCGUAACCUUCAACCAUCCGGGGAAGACAAAAAUCCCAUCCACCGCAACUCAGUUCGAAAGUAAAGAUUUCUCAACAGUGAUGUCACAAGAUUGACUACAUUGAUCACAAUAUGGAGUCUGGAGAACGGUUACCAUCCUCAACAGCCUCUUCUACUGUACCAACUUCAUCUUCUAUACCUUCUGUGGCUUCAUCGGUUUCUAAAGGCGGCCUUUCCACUGGAGCUGCUUCGCUUAGCUCUGCAAUCAACCCAUGUGGUGCAGAAUGGUGGCGAACAGCAGAUGUUCAUACUCGUACAGGGGCAGCCUUCUUUCCACCAUUACUGGGAAUUCCACCACUGUUUGCUCCUCCAGCCCAGAAUCAUGAUUCUUCUUCAUUCCAUUCAAGGACUACAGGAAAAAGUAAUCGAAAUGGUCCUGAAAAAGGUGUAAAUGGGUCAAUAAAUGGAAACAGUACUUCAUCUGUGUCUGGUAUCAACACAUCUGUACUAUCCACUACUGCUUCCAGUUUUGGACAAACUAAAAGUAUAAGCUCAGGUGGAGGAAAUCGAAAAUGUAAUCAGGAUCAAAACAAAAACCAGCCUUUGGAUGCUAGAGCUGACAAAAUCAAGGACAAAAAACCAAGGAAGAAAGCUAUGGAAAGUUCUAGCAACAGUGAUAGUGAUUCAGGCACAUCAUCAGACACCUCAAGUGAAGGCAUUAGUAGUAGUGAUUCAGAUGACCUAGAGGAAGAUGAAGAAGAAGAAGAUCAAAGUAUUGAAGAAACUGAAGAUGAUGAUUCUGAUUCAGAGAGUGAAGCACAACAUAAAAAUAACAACCAGGUGCUAUUACAUGGUAUUUCAGACCCAAAAGCAGAUGGACAGAAAGCAACCGAAAAAGCCCAGGAAAAAAGAAUACACCAGCCAUUACCUCUUGUGUCUGAAUCCCAGACCCACUCAUCAUUCCAAUCCCAGCAGAAGCAGCCUCAGGUUUUGUCACAGCAGCUUCCAUUUAUUUUCCAAAGCUCUCAGGCAAAGGAGGAAUCUGUGACCAAACACACAAGUGUAAUACAGUCUACGGGAUUGGUGUCCAAUGUGAAACCUCUAUCUUUGGUAAAUCAAGCCAAAAAGGAAACUUAUAUGAAACUCAUAGUUCCUUCUCCUGAUGUACUUAAAGCAGGGAAUAAAAAUACCUCUGAAGAAUCUAGUCUUUUGACCAGUGAAUUGCGAUCUAAACGGGAACAAUAUAAACAGACAUUUCCAGCACAGUUAAAGAAACAGGAGUCCUCCAAGAGCCUGAAGAAGGUUAUUGCAGCUUUGUCAAAUCCUAAAGGAACCUCUAGUUCACCAGCACAUCCAAAACAAACACUAGAAAACAACCACCCUAAUCCAUUCUUGACAAAUGCACUUUUAGGUAAUCACCAACCAAAUGGAGUUAUUCAAAGUGUCAUUCAAGAAGCUCCUCUAGCACUUACUACCAAAACUAAAAUGCAGAGUAAGAUUAAUGAGAACAUUGCUACUGCCAGUAGUACCCCUUUUUCCUCACCUGUAAAUUUGAGUACAAGUGGAAGAAGGACCCCUGGCAAUCAAACAGCUGCAAUGCCAUCUGCCUCUCCCAUACUCCAUAGUCAAGGGAAGGAAAAAGCAGUUAGCAAUAAUGCAAACCCAGUAAAAACACAACAUCACUCUCAUCCUGCAAAAUCUUUAGUGGAACAGUUUAGAGGAACAGAUUCAGACAUUCCCAGUAGUAAAGAUUCUGAAGAUUCAAAUGAAGACGAAGAGGAAGAUGAUGAGGAAGAAGAUGAGGAAGAUGAGGAAGAUGAUGAAUCUGAUGACAGCCAAUCAGAAUCAGAUAGUAAUUCAGAAUCAGAUACAGAAGGAUCAGAAGAAGAUGAUGAUGAUGAUAAAGACCAAGAUGAAUCAGAUAGUGAUACUGAAGGAGAGAAAACUUCAAUGAAACUGAAUAAAACAGCUUCCUCUGUCAAAAGCCCUUCCAUCAGUCUCACAGCUCACUCAACACCUCGUAACCUCCACAUAGCAAAAGCCCCAGGCUCUGCUCCUGCUGCCUUAUGUUCUGAAUCCCAGUCACCUGCUUUUCUUGGCACACCUUCUUCCACACUUACUUCAAGUCCACACUCUGGCACUUCCAAAAGAAGAAGAGUAACAGAUGAACGCGAACUGCGUAUUCCUUUGGAAUAUGGCUGGCAGAGGGAGACAAGAAUAAGAAACUUUGGAGGGCGCCUUCAAGGAGAAGUAGCAUAUUAUGCUCCAUGUGGAAAGAAACUUAGGCAGUACCCUGAAGUAAUAAAGUAUCUCAGCAGAAAUGGAAUAAUGGAUAUCUCAAGGGACAAUUUCAGCUUCAGUGCAAAAAUAAGAGUGGGUGACUUCUAUGAAGCCAGAGAUGGACCGCAGGGAAUGCAGUGGUGUCUUUUGAAAGAAGAGGAUGUCAUUCCUCGCAUCAGAGCAAUGGAGGGCCGUAGAGGAAGACCGCCAAAUCCAGAGAGACAGAGGGCAAGAGAGGAGUCCAGGAUGAGACGUCGGAAGGGCCGGCCUCCGAAUGUUGGCGGUGCUGAAUUUCUAGAUAACACAGAUGCCAAAUUGCUAAGAAAACUGCAAGCUCAAGAAAUAGCCAGGCAAGCAGCACAAAUAAAGCUUUUGAGAAAACUUCAAAAGCAGGAACAGGCUCGGGUUGCCAAAGAAGCUAAAAAACAACAAGCAAUAAUGGCUGCUGAGGAGAAGCGAAAGCAAAAAGAACAGAUAAAGAUUAUGAAACAACAGGAAAAAAUUAAGAGAAUACAGCAAAUCAGAAUGGAAAAAGAACUCCGAGCCCAGCAAAUUUUAGAGGCGAAAAAGAAAAAGAAGGAAGAAGCGGCAAAUGCCAAAUUAUUGGAGGCCGAGAAACGAAUAAAGGAAAAAGAAAUGAGAAGACAACAAGCUGUUCUUCUGAAGCAUCAGGAGUUGGAGAGGCAUAGACUAGAUAUGGAACGAGAGAGAAGGCGACAGCAUAUGAUGCUUAUGAAAGCUAUGGAAGCUCGUAAGAAAGCAGAAGAAAAAGAACGGUUGAAGCAAGAAAAACGUGAUGAGAAAAGAUUAAAUAAAGAGCGUAAACUAGAGCAACGAAGAUUAGAAUUAGAGAUUGCAAAGGAACUAAAGAAACCUAAUGAAGACAUGUGCUUAGCAGAUCAAAAGCCUUUGCCAGAGUUGCCUCGUAUUCCAGGACUUGUUCUCUCUGGAAGUACAUUUUCAGAUUGUCUCAUGGUGGUGCAGUUCUUACGAAACUUUGGUAAAGUUUUGGGCUUUGAUGUGAAUAUUGAUGUUCCAAACCUGAGUGUUCUUCAAGAGGGAUUGCUAAAUAUAGGGGACAGCAUGGGUGAAGUACAAGACUUGCUUGUGAGGCUCCUCUCAGCUGCUGUAUGUGAUCCAGGUCUAAUUACGGGAUACAAGGCCAAAACAGCUCUCGGAGAACAUUUGCUGAAUGUUGGUGUGAAUCGAGACAAUGUUUCCGAGAUUUUGCAGAUUUUUAUGGAAGCCCACUGUGGACAGACUGAGCUCACGGAGAGCCUGAAGACUAAAGCCUUCCAGGCUCACACACCAGCACAGAAAGCCUCAGCCCUGGCUUUCCUGAUCAAUGAGCUGGCGUGCAGCAAGAGUGUAGUGAGUGAAAUUGACAAGAACAUUGAUUAUAUGUCAAACCUGAGGAGAGAUAAAUGGAUGGUAGAAGGUAAACUCCGCAAGCUCAGAAUCAUUCAUGCUAAAAAAACAGGCAAAAGAGACACUGCAGGUGGGAUUGAUCUUGGAGAAGAACAGCAUCCAUUAGGGACACCCACUCCAGGAAGAAAGCGAAGAAGGAAGGGAGGAGACAGUGACUAUGACGAUGAUGAUGAUGAUGAUAGUGAUGACCAAGCCGAUGAAGAUGAGGAGGAUGAAGAAGAUAAAGAAGACAAAAAAGGAAAGAAGACCGAUACCUGUGAAGAUGAGGAUGAAGGUGACCAAGCAGCAAGUGUUGAAGAGCUAGAAAAACAGAUUGAAAAACUGAGUAAACAACAAAGUCAGUACAGAAGGAAGCUCUUUGACGCUUCUCACUCUUUACGCUCCAUGAUGUUUGGCCAGGAUCGAUACAGACGCCGGUACUGGAUUCUUCCCCAGUGUGGGGGGAUUUUUGUAGAAGGCAUGGAGAGUGGUGAAGGACUAGAAGAAAUUGCAAAGGAAAGAGAAAAACUGAAAAAGGCAGAGAGUAUUCAGAUCAAAGAAGAAAUAUUUGAGACUUCUGAGGACACAUUAAAUUGUUCAAAUCCAGAUCAUUGUGAGCAAAAGGAAGACCCUAAAGAGAAAGACAACACAAACCUAUUUCUUCAGAAACCUGGCUCUUUUUCAAAAUUAAGCAAACUUUUAGAAGUAGCCAAGAUGCCUCCUGAGUCAGAUGUAACAACCCCCAAACCAAAUAAUAGUGCCAAUGGGUGCACAGUGUCUUACCAAAACAGCGGGAAACACCCAGGAGGCAGCAUUCAGUCAACAGCUACACAAAGCAGCUUGGAAAAGGCAGACUCUAAUAGUCUGUUCAGUGCUGGUUCAGGAGGCCCAGGGAAGUUCUACAGCCCUCUCCCCAACGACCAGCUGUUAAAAACACUGACUGAGAAGAACAGACAGUGGUUUAGCCUUUUGCCCAGAACCCCUUGUGAUGACACUUCGCUUACCCACGCCGAUAUGCCAGCUGCGUCUGCAGCGACUCCUCAGUCUCAGCCACCAUCUAAGUCACCUUCACCUGCCCCAGCUCCUCUUCUUGGAUCAUCUUCUGCCCAGAAUCCUGUUGGCCUAAAUCCAUUUGCUUUAUCACCUCUUCAGACAAAAAGUGGAGUAUCUAUGAUGGGACUCCAAUUUUGUGGGUGGCCCACUGGCAUGCUUACUUCCAAUAUUCCAUUUACAUCACCUUUACCUAGUCUGGGAUCAGGGUUGGCAUUAUCUGAAGGAAAUGGUAAUUCAUUCUUGACUCCCAACAUUGCUUCAAGUAAAAGUGAAUCUCCAGUACCACAGAAUGAAAAAGCCUCUUCAACUCAACCUGCAGCUGUUGAAGUAGCAAAACCAGUAGAUUUUCCUAGUCCAAAACCUAUUCCAGAAGAAAUGCAGUUUGGUUGGUGGAGAAUUAUUGACCCAGAAGACCUAAAAGCUUUGCUCAAAGUGCUCCAUCUCAGAGGAAUAAGGGAAAAGGCAUUACAAAAACAAAUUCAGAAGCACCUGGAUUAUAUUACUCAAGCCUGCAUCAAGAAUAAGGAUGUUGCUAUUAUUGAGUUAAAUGAAAAUGAAGAAAACCAGGUAACUCGAGAUAUUGUGGAGAACUGGUCAGUAGAAGAGCAAGCAAUGGAAAUGGAUUUGAGUAUUCUUCAGCAGGUAGAAGAUCUAGAAAGGAGAGUUGCAUCAGCAAGUUUGCAAGUGAAGGGUUGGAUGUGUCCAGAGCCUGCAUCAGAAAGGGAGGACUUGGUAUAUUUUGAACAUAAGUCAUUCUCUAAAUUGUGCAAGGAGCAUGAUGGAGAAUUUACUGGCGAAGAAGAAAGCAGUGCGCAUGCACUAGAACGGAAGAGUGACAACCCCCUAGAUAUAGCUGUAACCAGGCUGGCUGAUUUGGAGCGGAACAUUGAAAGAAGGUAUCUGAAGAGCCCCUUAAGUACCACCAUUCAGAUCAAAGUGGAUAAUGUGGGCACAGUUACUGUCCCUGCUCCUGCACCAUCCAUUAGUGGUGAUGGUGACGGAAUUGAAGAGGAUAUUGCUCCAGGGCUCAGGGUAUGGAGAAGGGCACUGUCAGACGCUCGCAGUGCUGCACAGGUAGCUCUGUGCGUUCAGCAGUUACAGAAAUCAAUAGCAUGGGAAAAAUCAAUUAUGAAAGUUUACUGUCAAAUCUGUCGAAAGGGAGAUAAUGAAGAACUGCUGCUCCUUUGUGACGGCUGUGACAAAGGCUGUCACACCUACUGCCAUAGACCCAAGAUUACAACUAUACCAGAUGGGGACUGGUUUUGUCCAGCUUGCAUUGCUAAGGCAAGUGGUCAAACUCUAAAAUUCAAAAAACUUCAUGUCAAAGGAAAAAAGACUAGUGAUUCAAAGAAAGCAAAGAAAGGACCUUUGACAGGGGAUACUGAAGAUGAAGACUCUGCAUCUGCAAGCAGUUCACUGAAAAGAGGAAACAAAGACCUGAAAAAGAGGAAAAUGGAGGAAAGCACUUCCAUGAACUUGUCAAAGCAAGAAAGCUUUGCUUCUUCUAUUAAGAAACCUAAACAAGAUGAUUCCAAGGACCUAGCUCUUUGCAGUAUGAUCCUCACUGAAAUGGAAACUCAUGAAGAUGCAUGGCCUUUUCUACUUCCUGUAAACUUGAAACUUGUUCCUGGUUAUAAGAAAGUUAUUAAGAAGCCUAUGGAUUUUUCCACAAUUAGAGAGAAAUUAAGUAGUGGACAGUAUCCGAGCCCUGAGUACUUUGCUCUGGAUGUCAGGCUUGUGUUUGACAACUGUGAAACAUUUAAUGAAGAUGAUUCUGACAUAGGCAGAGCUGGCCACAGUAUGAGGAAGUAUUUUGAAAAAAAGUGGACAGAUACUUUCAAAGUGAGCUGAAGUUAUAAUCUCUCUUUUCUUUCCUUUUAAACAAGGACAAAUGAGACCAGCAAUGUGAACUGAAUUUACAUAAAUGUGCAAGGCACAUAUAUAAUGACUUUUUUUCCUUAAAAUAAGUAUCAAAAAAAAAAGUAUCAGAAGAAUGAUACCAUUUUUAAAGGCUUCACUCCUACAACAACCAAGGCCCUUGGUUAUUGGUUUGUGUGAUUUAUCAGCUAAUUUAGGUAGAACAGGGAAGCACACCCAAAGAAUUUUCAAAGGAAAGGGUGUUAUAGUGCAAUAGCAAUUAAAAUAUAUCAAAUCGCACUGAAUAUUCAACACCAGAGCUCUAACGUGGGAAAUGGUUCUCCUUUCCCUCUCAAUAAAUAUCUAUUUUUCAUUUUUUUACUUUGUAGUUUAUUUUUUAGUGAAUGUAUUUAAUUUUAUGAAUUAUUUAUGAUUAAACCACAUCCAGAAUCUUCGUUUUCUGUGAAAAGGAAGAACUAGUAAAUUGCUUUAAAUCUUGAAAAUACAACAAGGAAUGUUUUAAAAUAUAAAACAAAGCCAAGUUAAACUGUUUACACUGAUGUGCUAUAAAAGCACCAAAAAUAAACUUUACUGUAGAGUUACAAGUACAUUUAUAUAUAUAUAUAUGUUGCUGCAUCACUUGUGUAGUUAAAUUGUAUUUCAAGACAGUGAAGAAAAGUUGACAUGUAUAUACUGUUCAUUAUUGUUUAUAUUAAGUCUUGCUUUAAAUAUGUAUUAUGUGUAUAUAUUGUUUGCAGACAUUAUUGUUUAUGCCUUAGAAGGACUGUAGCAUUUUAUUUUAGUCUGAAGGUAAUUACAGCUCUACAGCUUGUACAGUAAUUAUCCUCUACCAACACUGUGGCGUCUCCUUGAUCUUGGUAGUGCCUGCCUUUGAAACAGGGUGUAGGGGAUAUUAGUUUUCCAUUUUUCUAUUUUGUUAUAUAAUUUUAAGCCACCAGGGCCUAAAUUAAAGUAUAAUCAUUUGUAUCCAUGUGGAAUAAAAUUGUGACAAUUUCCUACACACACAGUAUUUUUUCAUAGAAACAUUUCCCUCCCAUUUGCCUUGCCUCAGAAAUAAAUUUAAAAGACAUUUGUAACCACUGUGUUUUAUCUACUGUGUGUUGUGGUGGCCUGUUGGAGGCAAAUAGAUCAGACUUUUUUUUGUAUCUAUGUAAGAGUACUUGAAGUUUUAUUUAAAAUAAAAUGUUGUGGAAAAGGUAGCAUUCUUUUUUUUAGGAGUGUUAUUUUUCACUACUAUGUGUGGCACGGAUACAAUAAAAGACUUUUACAAACUA
Molecule: messenger RNA, 7995 nt
Organism: Myotis lucifugus (little brown bat)
Lineage: Eukaryota; Metazoa; Chordata; Mammalia; Chiroptera; Vespertilionidae
Gene: BAZ2B
Product: bromodomain adjacent to zinc finger domain 2B
Molecular function (GO): DNA binding; protein binding
Source: RefSeq, a predicted model, not a curated record